Messenger RNA from Hydractinia symbiolongicarpus, 2359 nucleotides. RefSeq lists its product as uncharacterized. Bases 1226 to 1783 code for a protein of 185 amino acids. The record is from RefSeq and is a predicted model, not a curated record. Lineage: Eukaryota; Metazoa; Cnidaria; Hydrozoa; Anthoathecata; Hydractiniidae. The transcript is spliced from 2 exons.
AGAUUGUAAUACGCAUGGAAGCACUAGUUUCGGUAUUCAGAAAAGGGAACGUAUGGGAAAGUAUUUUCUUCGUCUGUUACCCUGUCAAAAUACUUGAUUAAAAUUCGACCGUAUUUUAACACCUCAUAUGAUAGCAAAAAAUGACUCCUGAUAGAAAAAAAGACUUUGUUUGCCACAAUCACAUUGUGACUAAUUAAAUUCUAUAAUUUUCUAAUUCAUACCUCAAACGAAAAUAACUUUAUUUAUUAUUAUCUUUAUCUCUUUAUCACUUAUAUAUCUACCGUAUAUAUUUCUUUCCUCAAUAUAUAUCCUACAAAUAUCAUUCUAAUCUAAGGGUGGGUGGAAGGGCCAAUUCUAUCGACUUGUGAUGAGUCGUAAGAUGAUACACCCGUAAAAAAACUAGGACAUGUGAUUAAGGCGCGCCAAAGAAACAAAAUAAAUUUCUGUACCUGUAACGGUCUAGUUCCUACGGUUUUCUGUCUUUUAACAACAACUUUACUUAACCAUUAAAGCCUAUCAGAAAUAUUGCAGCUCGUGGAUUCAUACAAUCAUUUUUGUUAGUAAAUUUCUAAUGGUUAUCAUUGCUACCCAUAUUUUUUAGUCCUUGUGGUCCGGCCGGAAUCAUUGUCUGUAUUCAUUAUACAUCCCUCAAUGAAUACAAGAGAUGUGGUAGGAGGGGAGGAGGUGUUGUGGAGAUUUACCGGACUUCAUCUCGUGUUUAUCACCUGCAUUCUUACUCUCACCCAAAUCAAUCUUUUCGACCAUUAUUAUUUUCAAAAACGUUUGAUGACGCCUUCACGUAAAUUAGGUUUAACUCUGGGAAACAAAACAAAGAUAAUCAAAUAAACAGAAAUACAAUUAAUGACAUCACACACUGUCAUAUAAUUACCGCUCCAUUAGUCAUUGCUGGAAGCACCACAAUUAAAACAAGGAAAAUGAUUAGCUCGUUAAAAAGAAUGUUAACAUUAUUAUAAUUUCAUAACUUAUUCGCCAUUGGUCAAAUGUGUGUUGCUUCUCGGCGCUUUAGGAAAACACACUUGGAUGCAGAGGAGAAGCAAAUAAUUAAUAUAUUAGAAUCAACAUUAUAUAUAUAAACAUACAUAAAAAUUGCGUAUAAGUGGAUAUUUUUUUGGUUGAUUUGAUUAAAUUAGAAAAGAUAUUCUACAAAGAAGAACUUUCUCACCACUAUAUCACAUAAUUUUGUUCUCAUAAGAUUGAAAGAGAAAUGUUAAGGUGUCCAGCAAUUUCUAAAUCAAUUGGACUGCUAUUUAUAGUACUGGGACUUAUUUUCACUAUCUAUGGUCACAUCGCUGAUCAACGCUGUUGCGAAGAUGAUGCUGAAAAAGAAGAAGAGGAUAUUGAAUACGAAAAUAAAGGCAGUGUGAACACGGAUGUUAUUAAAUACUCGAAAAACAUCGGACCCGUAGUUAUAAUUGUUGGGUUUAUUUUCAUUAUUGUGUCUAUCGUAUUUGAAAGGCGAUACCAUGAAAGUCCUAAAAACAAUAACACCAGCGACAACACGAACAAUGCUCAGCUGGGGGCACUUGAUUUACUGACCGAUAUUGAAAUCAUGAGCAGAAAUCAUGUUGCUAGACAACAAAGAAUACAUAGUUUUUCAACCAUGUCUGUCAUGGACUUGUCUCAUAGAAAUUCUAUUUUACCGAUACUACCGAGCUACGAAGAGUCGGUUGUUUAUUUAGGUGCGAACUCUCCUUCUUUGCCAUCAUAUGGUUAUUUGGACACUUCUCCUCCUGCAUACGACAGUGUGAUUUCAUCGACGUAAAACACGGGACAUAUUACAGGAGACUUAUUAACGCAUGUGCAGUGAAUAAAGUAAUAUAAAGCUUUGUAUCGACAUACAAUAUCGGUAAAAAUUUUAACAAUUAGACAUCUAAAUGAUGUGGAAUCUCAAAACGUUGGCAAGAACCACAUUUUGCUAUGAAAAAUGCUAUGUUCAAUCAACUUAAAAUACCAAGGUGAUACUUUGGUAUGAGCGUUGAGGCAGCCCCCUAGCUACCUGAAAACAGAAUAUCAAAUCUGGUUAAUUUGUAUCUUAGAUCCGCAGGUUAUGAAUAUUAAACUGGUUAAUGCUUGUCUCGAUACAAACCAUCUCUCAUUAACAAUAAUGGCGGACGCCUUAUUGUCGCAAUUCCAGCAGAGACAAAGCGGAUGUGGCUUAAUCAUCUGCUCAAUUAUUUCAAAUUGUUGUUUAUACUUUUCUGUGUUGAUAUUAUUUAUUUAUUAAUUUAUUUAUGUUGUCAAAAAAGAAAUUAUUAGAAAAUGUGAAGUUUUAUUGGGAAACAAAUGCAUUGUAUUUCCUGUAUAUGGCCGUUUUUAGAAAAUGACAAUUCUGUUCUGU